UGUGGGAUGGAGGGGAGUAUAUUCUAGUUCUACCAGCGUUGCAGAGAAACAAAAGAGUUUCUGAAAAUGUUACCUAGUCUUCAAACUCUAUUGUGCUUCCUUUAUAGUGUAGAUGAGUGGGAGGGAAGUACUCUGUGGCAGCCCAUGCCAUAAAUUACUAUCUAACAAUUGCUCAGACUCUGCUUUAGUUGCUGCUGGAAAUGGUGGGCUUCUUCCCAGGAGAAGUAAUACUGAGAAAAGGUCAGCGCAUUCAUUAUCCUUCUGAGUACAAGAACAGCAGCAUAGAAACGUUCCUCUUCAGGCAACAGCCGGACACCACACAGAGCAGCGACAUUUAAAUGGAUGAAAGACAACCCGUUUUGCCUCUUACUGUUCAUCUCCUUGCCAACUCGGGUGAUUCACUUGCCUUUCAACUUGCCGUGGACCGUCUUCUUCACAGGAUAUGCCCAGACGUGCCGUUGUUUCUUGUGUCUGAACGGGCCGCCGCCAUUAAGCUGUAUGAGUGCCAAAAGCAAAGGCCUGAAUUCCCAGGGAUAUCAGUGACACUGUUCCUGCGUGAGGACUUGGGGGAGGAAAGGCUUGAUCUCCUGCAAGGUUUUUUCCAGCUACCUCCAUGGACUCAUCUCAUCACAGACUUCCAGCAAGGAAGAUGCUGCCCUGUUAAAGUGCCUCUUUGUGAUUAUUAUAGUCUGGAUCCACACAUGCCCGUGUGGGAAAUAAGACAUGUCCAUUAUGGCACAGAAAUUGUCAGACUCACUGUGUAUUGUAGCUGUGAUAACUACGAAGAUGCAGUGAGGCUGUAUGAAACAAUCCUGCAAAAGGAGGCAACUAGCCAAAAAGUUGGGUUUUGUUUCUUUGUGUUGUUUUCCACAAGGCAUGUGUCUGUGCAGCUCUCCCUAAAGCAGCUGCACCCAGGGAUAUCUGUGCAAGUUAAGGGUGCGUGUGCCCUGCAGUUUGACGUUCAUGCAGUUGGACAACUGGUUCCCUUGCUGCCCUAUCCUUGUGUGCCCAUCAGUGAUACCAGAUGGCAAACUCAAGAUUACGACGGGAACAAAAUCCUCCUUCUGGUUGUUGGCAAUACUACAGCAACGCAAAUGAAGGCUGAAAGCAAAACUGCCAGCGCACUAAUGGUGAAUCCUGAUAGGCCGUCAUUGCUGUUCAGCCCUCUGAAUAGAAGUAUUGAAGCCAAAGCUCAGACUGCAAAAGAUAAAAACCCUACAAAUGCCUCUGUGCUGUGUGACUCCCUGGAUGAAAGUGAAACAGUAUACAAUGGCUCCAGUCCCACUCAGAAAAUGAUGACACCACAUGGUAUUCAAAUGAAAGAAACUGAGAGCAAUGUGGAUACGGGAUAUACAGUUAUCAGCCUGACAAGUCAGCAGGCUUAUAUUUGUGAGCUUUUAGAGGAUAAGCAGAAUGCUCCUGCUUCAGAAGAUAUUUACUUUUCUACUUCACAAAGCAAAAGCCCUCAGAAUUUGCCCUGUAAGCGAGAAGAGUCUUCAUCCUCUGAUGUGGCCAAAGGUGGGACAGCAUUUGGUACGGCUGGAAACGUGUUCCACCUUGAGAGAGACCAGAUCCAAAACAUCAAUAUCAACGAAGAAGAGUUUUUUAUUUGACUUAAAUGAAUGUGGAAUUAACUUUGGGAAGUAAAUGUUUCAUGUUUAUACUAGACAAUUGUCUGCAUGGAAGAGCCCCCUGUAUAUGUCAGCAAUGGGACACGGGGAGGCCCAUUUAUCAAAGUCCGAAUUUAUCUCAUUAAAGUCUGACCAAAUCCGCACACGGGUUUUUUUUCCCCUUAUUUAUCAAUACAUUUUCCCAAAAAGUUUCCUGUGCGAAA
Messenger RNA from Xenopus laevis (African clawed frog), 1834 nucleotides. It is a transcript of the gene fam124b.L, whose product is annotated as family with sequence similarity 124 member B L homeolog. Gene Ontology annotation, cellular component: nucleoplasm. The record is from RefSeq and is a predicted model, not a curated record. The coding region runs from base 339 to 1613 and encodes 424 amino acids. The transcript has 3 exons. Lineage: Eukaryota; Metazoa; Chordata; Amphibia; Anura; Pipidae.